UCGGGCAGUGUUGCGUGCGGCGCGACGUCAUUGUCCGCCCACCUUAUGAAUAUUAAUGCACCAAACGUCCCUGCGUGCCCAUACGCGAUGACGCAUCGCGACAACUGCGGGUCCCGAUUGCUGCAGCCGCUUGUCAGUGUGACGAAGAUUGGCACUCAGGUUGCCCACCUGUCGGCACAAUCUAUAAUGCCUCAGUGUUUUCCGCAUCUGCAGUAAGGUGAUGGCAGCCCAUUCGGUUUCCAUUGACAAAUACUCCAAGGCGGAGCAGCAGCAGAUGCAAAGUGUAGCAAAGUUAGAGAGUGAUUCAGAGGAGAAGUUUGAGGGGAUGUUAGCGGAGGCACCCAGCCCGCCUCUCACAGAGCCACAGACGCCCAUGGAUGUGGACAAAGACUCCAUAUACCGACAUCCCCUCUUCCCGCUGUUGGCGCUGCUGUUUGAGAAGUGUGAGCUGUCCACACUUAGUUCUGACUGCAUCACCUCGGCGAGCUUCGAUGUGGACAUUGAGAACUUUGUCCGCUGUCAGGAGAAGGAAGGGAAGCCCUUUUUCAGUGAAGACCCAGAACUUGACAACUUGAUGGUAAAAGCCAUCCAGGUACUGCGAAUCCACCUGCUGGAGCUAGAAAAAGUGAGUGACCUGUGCAAGGACUUCUGCAGCCGCUACAUUGCCUGCCUCAAAACUAAGAUGAAUAGUGAGACCCUGCUGAGUGGAGAUCCUGGUAGCCCAUACUCGCCUAUCCAAGGCCAGGCCCCAAGUUUUUCACCAACUAAAUCCCAGCUUCCCAGCUCCAUCUCAGGGAGUCCUCAUAGUCAAAUUGUGGUGCCAGCUUCAGCCCUGCAGCAAGGAAAUGUCACGGUCACAGCAGUCAAUCCCACCCAGGUGGUCGCAGGUAUGUCUUCAUGGCAUACUACCCCACCUACAGGUAGCACGGUGUAUCAGCCUGUUACAGUCGUCACUCCUCAGGGCCAGGUCGUAACGCAAGCCAUUUCUCCAGGGUCAUUACGAGUCCAAAACAAUCAGCUGCAGCUGCGGUUUCACCAGGACUUGAAUCUCUUCAAUCACGAGGACAGCUCGACAAAAAACAAACGUGGCGUUUUACCCAAGCAGGCUACGAAUGUCAUGCGCUCGUGGCUUUUUCAGCACAUUGGGCAUCCGUAUCCAACAGAGGAUGAAAAGAAGCAGAUAGCAAGUCAGACCAACCUGACACUUCUACAGGUCAAUAAUUGGUUUAUAAACGCUCGAAGGCGAAUUCUACAGCCCAUGUUAGAUGCUAGUUCCUCUGAAACGCCUAAAACUAAAAAGAAAACACCUCAAAACCGGCCACUGCAACGCUUCUGGCCUGACUCAAUUGCCUCAGGGGGAGGCACUCCGCAGCAACUUACAAUGCCAGAUGGUACGUUGGUGACGAUGAACGUCGAGGGUCUACAGAGUCUGACGUCAGACGGCGCCACUCUAGCAGUGCAGCAAGUGAUGCUUGGAGGACAUAGUGAAGACGAGUCCGGGGAUAGCGGAGACGAAGACGACGAUGACGACGACGAAGAUGCAGACAUGGCCGGGCUGGGCCUCGACAACAGCGACUCGUUGCAGUAGAGGACUCCCCCUCACAGUUCCAUCCACAGUACGUGUCCAGUAAGUCACGUGGGUCUCCCGUCACGUCCAGACAGAGCACAACACGGGAUUUAAGAGAAUUGCCCCUUCCGAAAAUCCAACUUCGCUGAAUGCCAAUUAAUGCUGCGCGUGUGUGAACAUCAGGAAUUUCAUUUCAGAAAUGUUUUUUUUUAAUUUAGUUGAUGUAGGAGAGUGCACUUUUUUUGUAUAUUUAAGCUAUAAGAAGAAAAGUGUUAAACACCACAAGCAAGUUGAAUAAAUCUUGACCGGAUUAAUAUUGGUUUUCCCGACCCCUGUUGCCAAUCCUUAGCUGAUUGUAAGUUUGGAUGGCAACAUUUUGAGGUUGCGUCUGUAAGGGUUUGUCUUUUUGCAUGCUUGUAUUUGAGUAGAUGUGUGCACUCGAACCCCUCACGUGGACCUCUGCCAGCUGAACGGAGCUCUUGAGGAGAUUUCAAAUGGAAAAAAAAAGAGAUGCUUAUUUUUAUAUUCAUACAUAUGAAAAUAGUGUUUUGUUUCAUGAGUUUGUUCUGUUUUGUAAGGGAUAUUUAUGUACAUAUUCAUAAAGCUAAUAACCCUGUUUUCCAGGGUUCUUGGAAGUUUUCUAAAAAAGGAAUAGAAUGAAAAUUAUUUAAAUUGGUUUUAAAGGUAGAAUACUAACAAGGCCUUACCCAUAUGUGGUUUUUCUUUCAAGACUUAUUGCCAAGAAGCACAAAACAAAGUGGUUAAAAUAUGCUAAAUUGCAGAAUAAUUUGACCUGUAUUCUUUCAGUAAAUACAGUAUCUGUGUUACUGUUUUUAAAAGCAGCACAUUGUGUAUAUCAUACAUUGUCAUUUUAACAUUUUACAGUGCUAUCGAUGUUUUCAAAGAUGAAAUGCACAAUCCAGAACACUACGCCGAUCAUGCAAUCACAAAGUCCUUCUUCCGUUAGAAGGACACACAGACACUGAAUUAUUACAUGAAGCACGCAUUGUUUUAUUUAUGUACAUGUGACCGCGGUGAACGGCGUCCCUCGUCAUUGGCAUGCACUACGACUCAAGUUGGAACUUGUUAGUCCCCCUGCCACUACUCAUCAGCCAAACAUUUCUGAUAUUUGAUCGCUCAAGAAUUACUGCACAAACUGUGGCACCUUUUCUUAGGAACGGUGGUACUGUUCGACAGUCGCAGUAAUUUGGUCCGUGUACCUUUGACAACAGAGUUUUUGUAAAUGUGUCGCAAAAACCUGAGAUGUCCUUUCUCAUAUCUGUCUUGCUUUUUAUGAAGCAUUACGUUUCUCUUUGUAUGGUUUGCCUUAGAGCUUUCUAUUUUGGAAUAAACAAUCUCUUAACUC
Messenger RNA from Nerophis ophidion (straightnose pipefish), 2933 nucleotides. RefSeq names its product pbx/knotted 1 homeobox 1.1 (gene pknox1.1). The transcript has 11 exons. The record is from RefSeq and is a predicted model, not a curated record. Gene Ontology annotation, molecular function: DNA-binding transcription factor activity, RNA polymerase II-specific; RNA polymerase II cis-regulatory region sequence-specific DNA binding. Bases 221 to 1588 code for a protein of 455 amino acids. Gene Ontology annotation, biological process: angiogenesis; regulation of transcription by RNA polymerase II. Lineage: Eukaryota; Metazoa; Chordata; Actinopteri; Syngnathiformes; Syngnathidae.